CGAUCACAAUACUCAACAGAUACCGACAGAACGUUGUGUCACAACUGAUCUGAUUUAAACCACCACGACACACAUGGUUGAAUACCUUUACUUUUAUCUCUUAGUUUUCUCUCGUUUUCAAAUAGGAUUUUAGUUUGUUUUAAAUGAAAAUUAUAUCCCCGAAUUACAAACAAUCGCACAGUUUAAUGAUAAUAGCUAGGUGAUCAUAAGUAUCUGUCAAAUCAUGACACUUUGAGAUUUACACAUGUUCGUUGUACAUUUUAUGUAUGUAUAAGAUUGUGCAGUAAAGCAAAUGCAACUCUAGUUAAUUUGUGCAUUCCAUAGAAAACUUGUAUACAAUAUCGUGAAAGGAAAUAGUGAAAUUUAUUCGUAAUGGCAGAUUAAAUCGUCGUUUUGAGUGAUUACACUUCAAUAUGUAACAUCAAUACGUUUGCAAAUGCAGUUGACUUCGUACAAAUAUUGGUUCGUAUCACUGCAAAAAGAAUUGAUAAAAAUAACUAUUUCAAAGAAAACCAUGGCACUUUAUUAGUGAUCAAAAGAGUUUAAUGAAUAACCAAUGAGAGACACCGAUGUACUACGGACAACAGAGGCAUGUCAAAAGGUUAAGAGGGGAGAUAAUUGACGAAAACGUCAGAAACAAUAUGGUACAAAAAAGGUUGUAUGAUGGUGCUAAGCGACAUCUACCGGUCAUAAGACAAGGUAAAAGUCCGAGCCAGAUGCCGCAAGAUGAACAUUUGUCUUCCAUACCGAGUAACGAAAUGUCGAACAGAGGACAUGAAAUAUUUAUGGCAAGUAAAAAGGACGUUGCUCGACGGAAUUUGAUGGGAUAUUUAUAUUCUAGACAGCCAACGAUCAAUCGCAGCAAUUCCUUCAUUGUAGGAGAAAAACCAUCAGAGCCAGGGUUGCCUAGUGUCAAAUAUAAGAACACCCCUAAGAAUUUUGAACGCCAAAAGACAUUAUUUGUGGAACAACGAAGACCGGCAUCGUUGAACAGCAAGAAAUCGAUUGACGCUGUUGAAAGGCGGACAUCAGCUAGCUCAGCUAGACCAAACAGCAAUAAAUUUAGUUUACCCGAAAUAAUGAGAGACAUUUACAGCUCGGCAGCAAAAAUAAAUAAUCACGAGGAGGAAUAUGAAGAAAUCCCUUUUAGUGAAGCCAAUAAGAUUGAUAUUGCUGAAAAUUUAACAUCACUGGACUUUCCAAAAUAUCACAAAAGUAUAAAAGUUUAUCCACCUAACCAUAGACCUAUUACCCCUGGACUGAUAGACAAAUUAAAUAAAAUGAAAGUGAAUACACGGAAUAGAACGGAACAUUGGGUCAGACAAAUACCGGAGGAGCAAAAGCGAUGCAACAACAACAACAAUAAUAUAAGGGGUUCAGAUCAAAGUCGUUGGAUUUAUACUGAUAAUUCGUAGUACAUGUAUCUCUACACAAGAAACGAUUUUUAAUAUGAUGUUUUCUUUCAUCAAAUAAAUACCAGAAUAUCUCCUUUCUUUAAAAUUUUAAUAUGACAUCCUUAUGACGCUUUGUAAACAAAACCGUGUUCUAAUGAGCAUAAAAAAUAUGUUUGACACAUGCGCACGAACUUACUGUGUAUAUUAAUGUUAUUUCCAUUGUUAUCCUUACAAAUGUAUACAUUUAAGCAGCUAGCAUACACUUUUAUCAUAUAUUUUUAUAAAACAACAUAUAUUUACCCUGCUCAAUAGUUUUUAAACUUAUCAAAUAUGAAACGUAAUGCACAGACUCCUCGGGGAGGCAACGGGAAAAGCCAAACAUUUUUACGGUAUUUUCGUACGCUUCGACCUUUACAAGUACUGUAUUUGUCCUAUUUGAAUCGAAAUAGUUCCUUCGUGUCAUGCUCUAUGCUCAUUUUAACAUGGGUAGGCAUUAUAUUUGACCACAUUUUACACCUCGCUAACGCUCAGUGUAAAAUAUCGACAAAUAUAAUGCCUACCCAUGUUAAAAUGAGCAUAGAGCAUGACACGAAGGAAUUAUUUCUUAAUUAUAUCCGUUUGUGCAAUCUACAGUUUUUUUUUCAUUCUUAAUAUCAGAACCGAUAUUCAUAUUAUGAAAUAUAUAUUUCAAAUAUGAAAAGGAACUUAUUCAAAUACACGUCUGUACUUUAAAACAAAACCUAGUUUUUGACAGCAGCAGCCCUAUGUUAAUAAUAUCUAAUUUCGUUUAAGUAUGAACUAUUCAAUAACAUCUUAUUUCGUUAAAAGUAUGUACUAUUAUUUUCUAUCAUUUUAAUUUCAGUCACGUAUGGCCAUCUCCGAAGUUUUAUAAUUGCACUAAACGUGCUAUCACAAUUAUGAUUAUUAAAUUAAGAGAUCAUGCCAUUGUACUCAGUUCUAUCAAUAACAUCUAACCAUUUGUCAAUAUUUCACGGAAAAUUUGAUAUAAAUUAUUUCAAAUAAGAAAGUAAGAAAGUGAAAAUAUUCUGAUCACAUCCUUUUCAUUACGCAAUGAUCAAUAAUUUGCAAAACGACUGUCACUGGCUUUCGGGAAUUUAUCUUUUUUUUUUUGAUUAAUUUGUUCUUACGAUGUAUUGAAUUUCGUUUUUGGAAAUACGCGACACACACUUUUGUAUGCCAUAAUGGUAUUUGAAUAACAAGAACAAUUGAUCAUAAACGGUAAGAAACCCAAAAAAAUACCACUCCUACUUCUAAUAAAUAUCAUGGUAGAAAUAGGUAUAAAUAUAUACAUCACUUUUUUUUAUUUGAGCGUCACUGAUGAGUCUUUUGUAGACGAAAAGCGCGUCUGGCGCAAAUGAUAUUUCAAUCUUGGAACACAUGUAUCAAUGACCAGUUUAUUCACAGUAAAUAAAAAUGUAAUGUUUGAUAAUGCAGCAAUAAACAAAGCUGAUGCAGUUAUUAAUACUAAGUCACAAACAUUUUUUAGAGACGACACCAUUUGAUAUUUUUACAAAUGGGAAUGUUCGAGUCCUCUUUAAAUUUUAAUGAUAGUCUUCCAUUUUGUAAUGCCACCAUCGACAGGGAAACCUUCAAAUUUUAAUGAUAGUCUUCCAUUUUGUAAUGCCACUAUCGACAGGAAAACAUUCAAAUUUUAAUGAUAGUCUUCCAUUUUGUAAUGCCACCAUCGACAGGAAAACCUUUAAAUUUUAAUGAUAGUCUUCCAUUUUGUAAUGCCACCAUCGACAGGGAAACCUUCAAAUUUUAAUGAUUGUCUUCCAUUUUGUAAUGCCGCCAUCGUUUAAUUUUGUCGCACUUUUAUAAAGCUAUACAUACUAUAUGUUAUGUGGAAGUUGUGUGUUCAUGUUAUUCAUUGUUACUAAUGCUUUAACGACAUCGGGUGUCAUUUCAGUUUUGUCGAAAAGCUAGGAAAAGACGUUUUCGUUUGCUUUAAACCACUGUUAUUUUGAAAUAAGAUAUUUGCAUUGGGUCUAUUACGGGCUUGUUUAUAUAGUUUGUUAUGAAGUGCUAGGUUUACACCGAACACACCAAAAUACUCAUUUGGUCUCUAGUGGAGAUUUGUCUCAUUGGCAUUUAUACCGCAUCUUCUUAUUUUUAUAAAACUGUUAUUCAAAUUACAAAAGGUCCAAAACAUUACUUAUACUCGUUAUUAAGUAUCAGCAUUUCGAGUGAAUUAUUAACCAUCGAGAUGAACACCGCAGCAAUGCAGACGAUCUUAUGACAGGAUAUACAUGUAAAUACAUAGAUAUGAAUAUAAAUACCAUGACAAGCACGUCCAAUAUUAUGAUGAAGACUUUUCUUGGUCGGUUUAAAUUCAUGCUAUAUAUUAAAAUAUGUUAAUAAUCUCAAAAAGGGUUAAAUUGAAGGUGGCAUGAAUACAGAUGAAUUCGAAUUAUUGACUUGUCAGCAAAAAUGCAUAACCAUACACAAUGUUGUGAGGUUUAUUUUGACAAAAUUGAUUAAUUGAUUCAAACUGACUGCUUAUUGGAAAAUUUUAUAUCAAAACUCAGAUUUUUCAAAUGAUUCAACAAAAGGAACUAUGUCUGAAUGUUUUGUCUUAAUAAUGUUGUUUUAAAAUGAAGUGUUGAUAAAAGCAUCUCUACAAGGACAUUUUUGCAAUGCUCUAUGAGGAUCUAUAAGCAGAGUAUGAUAGAUUACACACCAACAAAAUAUUUCUUGGUUUGCUGAUACUGCAAUAGUCAGGAAAUUGGUUGAAAGUGGUUCAAUAAUACAUAUAUUAAAUUGAAGUACAUUUAAUCAAUUUUAUCUAUGUAUUAGCUAAAUUUGUUUUUAAAUGAAUAUUAAAUCAUGCAAGUGAUUGCGUCAGGAAACACUUUCCUUUUCAACAAAAGAAUCGACUUAUCUAUACAAACUUUUUUUGAAAGUGUAGAUUAUUUUAAGUUACAUGCUAAUGUUACCUAUUGUUCGCAUUGUAUUAUAUUAUCAUUGUUGUUAAUCAUUCCUGAAUAAUGUAUUAUGUUUUGUUUAUUUACAAUGAAAAAUAAAAUGUUACUAAGUA
Mytilus trossulus (common blue mussel) is the source of this 4452-nucleotide messenger RNA. RefSeq lists its product as uncharacterized. Bases 570 to 1415 code for a protein of 281 amino acids. The transcript is spliced from 2 exons. NCBI's taxonomy places the organism in Eukaryota, Metazoa, Mollusca, Bivalvia, Mytilida, Mytilidae. The record is from RefSeq and is a predicted model, not a curated record.